AGAGUCAGUCCAAAUUAAGUUUUUCUUCAAAAUUAUUUACUGAAAGGUUUAGAAAAUAGUUGAAAUAUCGUUGGAAAUGAAAAAUAUCUUCGUAAUAUUUGGACUACUUGCAGUUUCAAACGCCGUUUUAGAAGAGAACUCAUUACAUAAUGAUGCAUGGAUUGAAUAUAAGUCGGAGUUUGGAAAGCAAUACGAUAAUGAAACUGAAGAGAUUCGCAGAUUUGGCAUUUUUUUGGAAAAUAAAAAGUAUAUCGAGGAACACAAUAAACUCUACGAGAUGGGAAAUGUUUCGUACGACUUAGGUAUGAACGAUUUUGCCGAUCUUACUGAUGAGGAAUAUUGGGCACUGAGCAAUCCAAUUCCAUUAAAUCCUUCCAAAAUUCUACCCGGAGAAGAAGCAAAUCGAAGAUCUCGCCGAGCUGCCCAUGAUAAAAUUCCCGAUUCAUUUGAUUGGAGGACAAAAAAAAAAGUAACUGUGGUUAAAGAUCAAAAAGGUUGUACUGUUUGUUGGGCUUUUGCGACGGCGGGUGUCAUUGAAUCACAUUAUGCCAUUAAAAUGGGCAAAUUGAUAUCGCUUUCUGAACAAAAUCUUGUCGAUUGCGUAGCGGGCGGAACGAAAACCAACAAAUGUCGUCCAAAUAAUUUUUAUUAUCCGCUUCAAUACGUUCAACAGAAUGGCAUCAUGAAAGAAUCAGAUUAUCCAUAUAAACCGAAAGGCGGCGACUGUAAAUUCAAGAAAAACAAAUCAGCUCUAAAAAUCAAGGACUUUCGACAAGUGACAUUAGGACAGGAAAAAGAUAUUAGGAAAUUUAUAGCUACUCGAGGACCAUUGGCAGUUGCCAUAUCAUCUCAACCGAAGUCAUUUAAACUUUACAAAAAUGGUAUUUAUUCAAAUACGGAGUGCAAUAACUAUGAAACGGAUCAUGCUGUUCUCAUCGUUGGAUACGGAAUAUAAUGGAAAGGAACUCAUAAAAAAUACUUUAUAUUUAAAAACUCCAAAGGACAGAAUUGGGGAGAGGGAGGGUACAUGCGGAUAUUGGCCAACGGCAACAAUCUUUGUAAAAUUGGGCUUGAUAACGCAUAUCCUGUAUUUUAAAUAAUGUUUUGUCAAAUUUUAAGUCAACAAAAAAAUUAGUUGCGUUUUGGUCCACAUGAUUGAUAUUGAAAACCUUUAAGUAAACAAAAAUAUAAAAAAUAAAGUAAAAAUUGUAAAAUGAAUA
Contarinia nasturtii (swede midge) is the source of this 1220-nucleotide messenger RNA. RefSeq names its product digestive cysteine proteinase 1-like. NCBI's taxonomy places the organism in Eukaryota, Metazoa, Arthropoda, Insecta, Diptera, Cecidomyiidae. The transcript has 4 exons. Gene Ontology annotation, molecular function: cysteine-type endopeptidase activity. Bases 77 to 955 code for a protein of 292 amino acids. The record is from RefSeq and is a predicted model, not a curated record. Gene Ontology annotation, cellular component: lysosome.